Molecule: messenger RNA, 6850 nt
Organism: Strongylocentrotus purpuratus (purple sea urchin)
Lineage: Eukaryota; Metazoa; Echinodermata; Echinoidea; Camarodonta; Strongylocentrotidae
Product: cell surface glycoprotein 1
Exons: 12
Coding region: 427-3276 (949 amino acids)
Biological process (GO): intracellular signal transduction
Cellular component (GO): microtubule organizing center; microtubule
Source: RefSeq, a predicted model, not a curated record
UGCAUUGCUGACGUACUCUCGCGAUCAAUUCAUGCACGCAACAAAGCUGCCGCAAGAACACAAGAAACUACCGACAAACCGCAAACAAAACUAAAAUAUUUUCGACCUGCAAUGAGUGAGAAAGACAAACACAUUUGAAAAAAUCUUCAUCAAGAAUAUGAAACAGCAAGAUGCAGUUAAGAUGUUCACCAGAACUGGUGAUGUUUGAUGUUUGCAGAGGUGUUCCGAAGAAGCUCGAGAAGUGAGAGUGAGUUUGCACAUGUUACAGGACCCUGCUCUACAGGCGGGCGUAGUUCAUCGAUCGCCGCUGAAGUUAAUUGCUGCUGAAUGUGAAGAGAUCCGAUCCGAGGCACUAACCUAGAGUCUACAACUUUUUAAUUUUUUCUGUCGGCCAAAUUAGUGGUCGUUCAGACUUUAAUUUUCACCAUGGCAUCUGGGACAACUCUUCAAUCAACGCCAGCCAAAAGCAUAUAUGUGUAUCGGAAUGGAGAUACGAACUUUCAGUGCAAAAAGGUUGUUGUCAACCCACGUCAAGUUAAAAACUGGGACUCAUUUAUUGAGCUCGUCACAGCAAGAGUGAAGGCGAGAAAUGGUGGGGCAGUGAGACGAGUGUUUACACCAACUGGCAGGAAUACAAUUUCGGACUUAGGAGGCAUUGAAAAUAACCAUUUCUAUGUUGCAGCUGGUGCUGAAGGGUUCAAGAGACACCAGUACAAUAAAAUCACAACUUUAACUCCACAAAAGACCAGAUUAUCGAGUGACCCACUAGAUCCAGCUGUAAAGCUUCCACCUAUCAUCAGACCAGUCAAGCACAGUAGACUCAAAGUUUCAGCAAGAUGUAAAAGAGCAGCUAUAGCAGUUGGUAGCAAAGUUAUCUACGUCUUUCGGAAUGGAGAUGCCAACAGUCCAGCUGUCAAAAUCCUCUUCACAAAGUUCAUGCUCAAGAACUAUGAUGUCGUCUUAAACGAGGUCACGCGGAAGGUCAACAUCAUGACAGGGGCUGUUUGGAAGCUACAUUCACUCGAUGGUAGGCAGUUACAAGGGCCAGAAGAGUUUGAGGACCAUGAAUUCUAUGUUGCUAGUGGGCGAGAAAACUUUAAGAAGGUCCCUUACCCCAAGGAUGGUGUCAUUGUAUCGCCAAGGGUACUGAGGCCUGCCCUAGUCAGAAGAAGGAUAACAAGAUUGUCCAAAGACUCCAAAGCAUCAAAAGCAUCCAAGGAAUCAAAAGAAUCACAAGAAUCACGAGAAUCGAAAGAAUCAAAACCCGCUCAAACGGAGCAGAAAAAAUCCAAGCCCUCAAAACCAUCCAAACCAUCUAAGCCAUCAAAGUCAUCACAGCCGACCCCACCGAAGAUCAAGAAGGAGAAGAGCCCAGAGCAGAAGGAGGCUGAGGAGGUGUUCCAUCACAAACCCACCAUGGUGAAGAGGAGCCGAGAGAGGGAUCAACAACAGAAGGAGAAUGCCUUGGAUUACAGCGAUGAUCCAGAAGGUGUCUUCAAGGCCAAGGAAGAAAGGAACGAGACCAAGGGAGCAGCUGAGGUCCAAGAUACCGUUGAGACCGCCAUCGACCUUCCCAUCGACCAGGUGGCUGCUGAGGAAGUGGAGGAAGAAGAAGACCUUGAUCUGGGGGAUAAUGAGGAUGAUAAGCCAGAGCCACCCAAGGAGUCCGUGGACCUCGUCGGGAGGAUGCUGGAAGACGAUGAGGUACCGGAAGCUAUCCCUGACGAUGCCCCACCCACUGUGGAUGAGGAUGAUAAUGUGGUGGUCAAUGGUGGUGAUGAUGAUGAGGGUGGUGAUGUUGGUGUCGGUGAUGAUGUAGGUGCUGGAGCACAGGAGGAGAAAGCAGGAGGAGGAGCCAAGGAAGAGAAGAACGAGGAGGACCAGCCUAAUGCUUUCUUGACUGAUGACCUAGGUGAGAAUACGCAUGAUGACAACCCAGUCUCCCCUCCCGCUAGAGCCCAAUCACCCAAUGAAAACAACAACAACAGUGCAGAGAACAGGGAUAUUCCACCAGAGAAUAGGGAUGAGCAAGUCAUUGAAACUGCAGGGAGCCCUGCACCUUCUGUCAAGCCAGAGAGUUUACCUCCGCCGUCCCCCACCAAGUCUAAUGGAAGAGUCGAAACUCCCUUUCAGAACAAUAACAAUAUCGUGUUGAGUCGGAAGAGUUCAUCUCGGAGUAGGGAGGGUCAGUCGAGAAUAAGUCCUCACCCACCUGCCACGAAACGUAGCGUGCCACCUUCUCCUGCGGCAAGCAACAGAAGAAGUGUGACCCCGAAGGAGAUCAUAAGCAAUGAUGUAGAAAGUCGACCUCAGAGUCAGAGCAUAGAAGUGGUGGAUUCGGCUCCGAGUCCCCAAGCUCCACCCUCCCCCGCUGUGCAAAAUGGACAAGUCCAGCUACCUGUUGAGAACGAUACCCCAAGACCAGUCAGUGGGGGUGGUCAAAAUGUAGAAGCCACUUUAACUCCUCAUCCUCCACCCUCAGAGCAGAAUGCGGCACCCUCCCCUGCGGUGCCAAAUGGCCAAGCCCAGUCACCUGUUGAGAACAGUACCCCAAGACCGGUCAGUGGGGAUGGUCAACCUCCCAGCAGGGGUGGUCAAGUUGUAGAAGCCACGGUAACUCCUCAUCCUCCACCUGCAGACUCAGAGCAGAAUGCGGCACUCUCCUUCGAUGUCGAAAAUGGACCAGCUCAAUCACCAGUUCAAAAUGUUAGCCCAAGACCAGUCAGUGGGGGUGGUCAAAAUGUCGAAGCCACGUCAACUCCUCAUCCUCAACCCUCGGAGCAAAACGCGCCACCAUCCCCUGCAGCCAGCAAUGCACAAGCCCAGUCACCUAUUCAGAAUGCUAGCCCAAGACCAGUCAGUGGGGAUGCUCCACCUGAAAGUGGGGGUGAUCAGAUCGUUGAUUCAGCACCGACUCCCCACCCACCUGCCUCUGAACGUAAUCCCACACCCACUGCCAGCACUGGACCAGCCCAGUCCCCAAUCAAAGACACUAGCUCCAGACCUGAAAGCACACAUGCUCCUCCAGAAAGCGAUGUUGCCCAAGGUGCCACUGCAAGCCCCAAACCACCCCCCUCAGAACCCAAUAAACCUACCUCCCCUAAGGGUGAUACUGAACCAUCCCAAUCGCCUGUUAAUCAGGACAGUCCACUUCCAAAUAGGGAUGAACAGGCUAUUGAUUCUGCAGAUUCCAAAGACAACGAAGCAUCCCUGCCUCAGAAGGAUGUUGACAAUGCCGUAGACGCUGAGCCAAGAGAAGGACAAGUGGGCGCUUAAUAUGGACUCGUUCUGAAACAAACGAUAAUUUUUACAAGACUCUUUCUAUGAGAUAUACAGGGCAGACUAUGACAGAUUUUAACUUUCUCGUGAACUUAACGAUAAUGUCUUCAUUCCUUCCUCUUCCUUUACGAAUCCCCACCACAUUCAUCGCACUCGAUUCCUUCAGUUUCAGCUGCCAUUUUCCACCAGUUUUUGUUACAUUUAUACAUUCCAUACGUUUACUGUUUGCUUACUUGUAUUACUAUUAUAGAUUCACAGUCAUCCCACCAAUCCUUUCUCAUCCAUCCAUUUGUAUAUACCUUACUACACCCACCUUCCAUGUAUUCAAAGGAAUGGGAAAUCCCCAUUCCCAGAGUUUUCAUUAUAGAAUUUAUCCUCACACUGCACACUUAUAACCUACAGUGUUCUUGUAUUCAUAGUUGUGAUCUUUAUUUUCAGCAUAUGUUUUACUUGAUUUAUUUUGAUUCAUGGGAAUUAUGAACCAUUGUAUAAAUAUCUUAAGUGUAUAUUUUCUAUGAAAUCCACUAUCGAUCCGAUGUAUAAUAAACCACUUUGUACAUUUUGAUAACUAUAUGUAUGUGUAGAUUUCUUAAGUAAGACAUGUAUCAUCUUUUUAUGUUGGUGUUCAUUGUUGGAAGUGAAUAGCUUUUCAGCUGAUAAAGAGACCCGAUAAUUGGGAUAAACAUACAUUGUAUUGCUCAGAAUCCCGAAAUUCUGUUUUCAUGAUCAGGUAUAAACUUUUUUAAGACAGCCUACAGUGGAAAAUAUGUUCAGAUUAAAGCUGUACCAUGAAAUGUUCCUUGAAACCCCCCCCCCCCCCUUCUUUUUGGAUGUGAUACAUGUAUGCAUGUAACUGUGCUGUAGCACUCUUUCUUGUUCAUUUUUCAAAUGAUACAAUUAUAUCAUACAAUUAUUUCAUGUAUUGUAGUGAGAGUUGUACAAACACAUGACAAACUUGUCAUGGCUUAGUUGAAAGCCAAUCUAUGUUUCAUCCACAUAUUAUUGUCUUUCCUGAAGCAUUAAUAUGUCCAGCUCUUCAUACUCGUACUUCAAGUUAUACAGUACUUCAAGGAUGUACUUCAAGUUAUACAGUACUGCUAUUUUUGCUUUAAAUGGUACCAAAAAGAUAUAUCUUACUUCAAAAUUGCUUGAUUUGUAUAAUUAAUAAUGAAAUUCACAUUACUGAACAUGUAUUAUUGAUGUAGUACUACUAUUUUCUCUAUUUUCUCAAAUGUGUAUUCCGAUGCGGUCUUCUGAAAUACAUACUCUUUAUACCAGGGAGAGACUGAAAAGGACCUCAUAUACAUUUUAAAACACACAUGACCCAUGUUGGUUUAGAAGAACAAAUGUGAACGGCAUAUACAAGUUAGAUACAAGUUCUUGUUAUACAUGUGUUCUUUAAUAGGCAGUCACAAAUAAUCUGAACAAACACCACAGGGUUAAAACUUAAUGUUCAAAGAGCAGAGUUUUUGAUGAUCAAAUAAGCAAAGAGAUCAGAAUAGACAGCACAGAGGAGCAGUCUGUAGAUGCAGAAGAAAGAUGAUAAGAAAGUAGUAAUGACAUUAAAGGCAGUAAGUCCCUUUUGCAGACUUGUGCGAGUGUUUAAAAUAUAUCCUUCAGACAUCGUGUAUGAAAUUUUACUGUAAUAACUUCUGAAACUUUGUAAGAAAUGAAAAAUCUAGUGCUGUUCUUAUAUUGACCCAGAGGGAGCUAUUCUCAAAUCAACGGAUAUAACGGUCAAGUUUUCAAGUCUAGAAAAUAAAUAUCUGGAAUUAAACAUUAAAAAUUUAUUUGUUGAAAGCCAUUUUCUUUUGAUUUUGUAAUUGGUGGGAAAUUCCUAAUAUUAUACCUGUUUAAUAAACCACUGGAUUCUUGGAAAUCAUGCAUUUUUUAGGUCUAGGUCUGCAAAAGGGACAAACGAUCUUGAAUGUUUAGAGCCAGAAAAGAGAGCUCAUUGUGAGGAGUCCUGAUUCUGAGCUGACAAUAUGCUGAUAGGAAGUUGCAUCAGAUUUAGGAAGAAUUUUUAAAAGGUUUUUACCAAUCUUUUCUCUUGUGUAUUAAUUACCGGUAAUGGGAUUGUAAUUAUUUUUCUACAACUUCUCACGAUUGUAUUGAAAAUGAAUUUCAAAAUCAUUUUAAUUAAGGAUGCAAUGUUUUGCUCUGGCAUUUGUUUUUAUUAUGUAGCCCCAUAACGACCUAGUAUACAAUGAUCUCCUAUAAAAUUAGUCUAUAUAGCUUAUCUUCUAUAAUUAUUUUUUUUCUCACAAACUUGUUAAGUCUAAUUAUGAUCAAAUACAUAAAAUACAAAAAUAGUUGAUCAAACAAUAAUGGCUUUUAUUCCCCAAGGUUCAAAAUGAAUUCAUUGAUUUCAUUCUGUUAUGGACUGCUUUAGCUGUGGAGAACAAGAUGUCUUUAUUCUUGAUCAAAUUAUUUCAUGUUUUCUUUUCUUAUCACAAUGAGGCAUUAGAGUUGGCAAUCUUUUAAAUAAAAUAAAAUUAUACUCCUGCAAUAUCACUGGUUGUUCCGUCAGAAAAAAAAUGUCAUGGUUGACAAAGAUCAUGGCUUAAUUUGUAAGCUACUUCGGGUGUAGUAAAAUGCUUAAGUAUAAAUUCAGGUGGAAAUUGAAAAAUGUGUGCUGAGAAAGAAUUUAAAGAAUACAUUCCUUUCCAUUUGAUUUCUUAGAUUUUUUUGUCCCUGAUAUAUCCACCUGAUGUAUAUAGAUACAUUUCAUAUAUUUUCUUUGAAGAAACACUAAAGGAGAUAUACAAACAGAGUGUAUUAUUGUAUAUCAUAAGUAUAUAGUUACAAAAGACUCAAUGAAAUGUUCAAAAUGAUGAAAUACUUUGAAUGUAAAUAGCCUUAUUUUUAUAUAUUUCAGCACAUGUGAAUUUUAAAGUUGAAACAUAUAUUGUUUACAUUGGGAUUCGGGAGAGGUGCUGAAAAGUGCUACAUAAAAAAAUAACAUCAAAGUUGAGUUACACUUUACUUUUACUUGUGCUAGCAUUUUGUUAUCAUUUGAUGUUUUUAUACAGUUCUGUUUCGUAUAAGUUGCAGUAAAAUAAUACGGCUUGCCUGAAAGACAUUUUGAUAAUCUUUUGUUUGAAGUCUGUUAAACCCAGUCAUGCUCUACCAAGAUGCAUGCUUAAAGUAUAGCUACAACUGGGGGGCGUUUCACAAAACUUGUCAUCAGUGACAAAUGACGUUUUUUCUUAUAAGCUACUGAAAUCCUUGUUUCUGAUUGGUUAUCAGCUAAUUUGUCAUUGAUUUUUGUCAUUUGUCAUUGAAAAAAAGCUUUGUGAAACGCCCCGCAGAACUGAUCUUUCAGAUAAUUUGACAGUGAAUUCAACACUGACAAGAAAUAGUAGAGUGCCUUUCAGUCAUGCCAGGCGAAUAUUUGUUUUAAGGCAGAUAAUAAUUAAUGGGAUAUAGCAUGUAUUGUGUUUUUGUUAUCGACUGUAAAUAUAUAGUGACCUGCAUUGCCAAUAAUUCCAUGGAAAAGUUUUGUACAAAGUGUAGUAUUUAUAUCAGAUAUGUAGUAUAUAUGUAAUAAAUUGUGGAUAAUGAUAUGAAA